AUGUUCCAUCUUUUUUCCUUAUUGUUUUGUUGUCUUUCCACCCCUGGUUUUUGGGAGGCAAAAAAAUCUGGAAAUGGAUGCUUGGGAGGGCAUUUUGUUUUCACUGUUAUCGCCAAUUUUAUUUAUUUAUUUUCGAUUUGGUGGAUUGCAACAAAUUUGAGAAAAAACAGCGACGACAUCAACAACAGAAAGAAUAUUGGUGUUUUCCUUUUAUUUUUAUUUAAACGACUUGCUGGAGGGAAGGUGAAUGAGAAUACACAGAGAAGAAGCAUGCUUCGCCGUUGUUGUCCUGCCACACUUCAUAUGGCGCCAAGCACCGCAAUGGUAGCUGGUGUUUUUGUCAACAACCAGAAGCGCUUUUUAAAAAUGGCAAAGUCCGCGUUUGGCUUCUAUUUGGCCCGCCGCGGGCAGCGGAAGUUUCCCUUUCUUCGCCGGCCACACAUCAAAAAUACUCACGCGAUGAACUUAAGCGCGCCGUACUUUUGGAGCUUUAUGACGGCAAAGAGUCAGACAUAUUUUUUACCAGAGGAGAACUACAUAACAGGCGACUGGACUGGAAAGUUUUUCGUAUCGAAACUGCAAGUGUACACCUUGCAGCACGCCACAAGCGGGUCAACGGUGAGGGUAAAGUCCUUUCCCUCUGUGUUUGAGCUUAGUAGUCCAUCAAGGUGGAACAUAGGGAAGGAGUUGAACACACUAACAAAACCUCGCAUGGACCUUAUCGACGAGCAGAUGUUAACAAAGAAACAAAGAUUGGACUACGUCAAGGCAGGGCUGCUUCCCAAAUGA
This is a messenger RNA of Trypanosoma cruzi, 789 nucleotides long. RefSeq lists its product as uncharacterized. The record is from RefSeq and is a predicted model, not a curated record. The transcript has a single exon. NCBI's taxonomy places the organism in Eukaryota, Euglenozoa, Kinetoplastea, Trypanosomatida, Trypanosomatidae. The coding region runs from base 1 to 789 and encodes 262 amino acids.